AUGGCACGUGCUGCAGUAAUCCCGCAACCCCCUGCAAAACGGGCGGGACGAACUUCAACAAAGUCAACAGCUGCUGCCGAUGCGAAGAAAAAAGCCCCCCAAAGAGCCACACCAGCAGCACGGGCUGCGGCCCCGGCCGUCGAUGCUGAGUCGGACGAUGAGCUGGGAUUUAUCACAAGCAAACCCGCAAAACCCAGCGCCCGCCCUCCUGGCCGCCCAGCUACCAAACCAAAAGCGACUGCAGCUGUAACUGCGAGAGGAAAGAAAGCUGCGUCGGAGUCUCUCGCCGACAAGUCGAAACCCCAAAAUAACGCCGGCGAAAAUGAGCUAGAACAACAAACCGAGGUGCCAAAGAAGCGCGUUGGAAGACCAAGGAAGAAUCUGUUACCUGCAGAAGCUCCUGCGACCCAGCCUGAAGCAGCGCCUAAAACUAGGGGACGACCAAGAGCGGGAACAACAGCGAAGGCCCCUCAGACCCGUGAAACGGCGACCACAGGCAGACGCACACGUGCGGCAGCGGAUACAGCGGAUGAGACGAAAUCGAACCAAAUCAGGAUUGCGACCAACUCGACAACAAUGCGCUCAAAUCUUUUGCGUGGGCCCGCCAAGAAGAAGACUGUGAAAUUCCAGGAUGUCUCGGAUUCCGAAGCUGAGGAAGUUGUGCCCGAGGUUCCUGCUGCCGGCCGUCGACGAGCAGCGACCAAAGGCGCGGGCGCUGGCAAGACCGGGCUUGGAGCGACUCCAGUUCGCAAGCCUGCGACGGCCGGUACUCGCGGAAGGAAGCCAGCUGCAGCGAAGAAAGAUGCGACCCAACCACUGUCUCCCAAGAAGGCCAAGCAGGUGGCCAAGUCUCUAUCAUCUUACGCAAGCUCCGAUGGAGAAGACGAUGAAUUGAACACAAUCAAGGACGACACCAAGGAUCCGGUCAGACUCGUUGUUCACUCGCCUGUUAAGCAUGGCUCGGAGACCACUGGACUGAGCUCUCCUGUACGGAGGAUCAACUUUACCCCCAAGAAGGCGUCCAGCUUCAUGGACGAGAAUGGCGAACCGAAACUACCAACACCAAAACACGGAUCAGAUGGCAUCGGUCUUAACUCCCCAGUCAGGAAAAUCAACUUUACGCCAAAUCGCAGCCAGAACGCUGUCGCAGAUAAUGGUCACCUCGCUCUUCCGCCGGGCAAUUCAGUUGUUUUUAGUGACUCUAUGAUCAUGUCUAGCCCUGCGAGAAGACCGGCGCCAUCAUCUCCCUUCCAGUUCUCCAUGAGAGAAACCCCGAAUCGUGGGGGUCUCUUCCGGGAUAGUGUGAAUCCGAUUUCCGCUCCUGAUUUCACACCCGGACGCACUUCUCCACUGAAGAUGUCACCUAAGAAAGGCUUUUUGGGUGCUUCUUUCUUGCAAUCGCCAUCCAAGGAUUCUACAUCAGCAGCCCCUGCUCGAACUCCCCUGUUUCAAAGCCCCGCAAAGAGAAUAGCCUCCCCAUUCAAAAACUCGAUAUUCUCUGCUCAUGCAUCUGUGGGCUCCUGCAAAGGCACGGACAAUGAUGGAACCCCAUCCAAGACAGUUGAACUCACACAAUCCGCCACCCCCAAAUCCUUGCCACGGGAAAGCCAGCCCGACGAAGCAGCCUUUGAAAAGGACACCGAAAUGGUCGAGGAUGUGGCCCGAGAUAUCUUUGGCAUUGAGCUGUCUUCUGAUAGAAAGGGAUCAUCGAUCUCUCCUAUCCAGGAAGAUAUUGCUGCCUCAGAAGUGGAGGCCGAGGGAGAAUCAGACAUGGAAGAGGAUGAAAUUGAGUAUAUUCAAGAUGAGACUCAGCCUGAGUACGAAGAGCCUGAAACGAUUUGCUUCGACGUCAUGGAAGAGGCCAAUAUGGCAACCGAGGACGACCUCUAUGAUCAAGAGCCCCAGGAAAACUCAGGCCCCGGAGCUAUCGAACAACUUGAAGACCAGGCUCAAUUCGACCGGGAAGAAGCCAAUACUAUCUGCUUUGAUGCCAUGGAAGACGCCCAAUUGGCAGCGCAUAAUCUCCACGACCAACAAGUCCAGGAAACCUCAGACCCAGAAGAAGGCGAAGAUCGCCAAGACGAGAGCGAAAGCGAAUUUGAGUACGAAGAGCUUGAAACAAUUUGCUUUGACGCGAUGGAAGACGCCGAAUUGGCAGCAAAUGAUCUUCAUCACCAACAAGUCCAGGAAGUAUCAGACCUGGAAGGGGGUGAAGAUCUCUAUGACGAGGAUGAAUUUGAGUACGAUGAACCUGAAACAAUUUGCUUCGACGCCAUGGAAGAUGCACACCUCGCGGAGAAUGGCCUGCAUGAUGAAGAAGGUCAGGUGGGAGACUCAGUCAUGGAGGACACGAAUUAUCCCGAGGAAGAGCUGGCGGUACUGGAGCGCGAGAUCGAGGAGGAAGAAUCCCAAGAUCCUGGUACUCGAUCACAGUCCCAAGAGUCAACCCCGGAAGCCUCACCAACUACGGAGAUGCAAGAACUAGACAUGGAAGAGCAGCCGAGUGAAGUUGCUUCGCCCUCCAGGUCACCAUUGCACUUGACCCGUGGCGAUGAAGCCCAGCCAUCGGUUCCCUUGGAUUAUUCCUCGGAAAGUGAACGUGAAUGGCAAGAAGAGGCUACUCAUCAACCAGAGGAAGUGGAACAUGUGAUGAGCGAGGAGAAUGAAAUGGAGGACACUGAGCCUGAGUUUGCUACAAUAUCGUCAAAGCCUGCUUCGUCACAUGAAAGCAGCCGUGUCGAGGAUAUUGCAACUCCGCCCCAAAGAACGCAAGCGACACCUUCGCCACGACCCAGUUCCACAGGCGGUAAAUCUAUUCGCCUGGCCUUGAAUCGCCCAGACAACCCAGAGAAUGAUCAUGACUCCACUCCAGAUGCCAAGAAUGCCAGCAACGUCAUCGUUGACACGCCCCUGCAUGAAGAAAAUAGUUGGACGCCAAACACGCAGGUUGACAGCCCUGCGUUAAUGGCACCCAGCCUCUUCAACACACCAAGUGUUGCUGACCAACCCCAAUCCCCUGCCGAGGCUAGCUUAGGUUUUACGCCAUUGGCACAAAGGUUUGACCGUUGGGAGCAAAACACCCCUUCCCAAGCUAGAUCACUCCGACCGCGUCGUCGGGGAGUUUUCUCGUUAGUAGGCCCCUUGGACCGCACUAACACGGGAGCUCCAACCAAUUCUGAAAGUGUGUCGUAUCCUGAUCUGACAAAGAGCCCUUUGGCACAAAACCCUUCUUUGUUUGCCGAAUUGCCACUUCAGUUUCAAAGCAAUGAUACUUGCACAAGCCCUGAGUAUGAACGUACUCCACGGCGAUCUUCCAUCUAUGAAAACCAUCAAGUAAUUGAUUCGCCAAGAACAAGCACGGAUAUCUUCGAGGAUCCUGAUUCGGGAGUCAUUGAACAGGAGCAUACUUCUGCCGCCGAAGUCCCGCAAGAUCAGGUCCAAGAGUCCCAUCUACUCGAGGACAAAGAGAACCUCGGUCCUUCGAUUCUCCCGUCUACCCCAAUGAAGGCGCAAGUUCAACCUGAUGAGUUACGCACUAUUCAUACAGUGUCCAAAGUACCUUUGAAAGCCGAAGGCGACGUAUCGCCUCUCAAGCUGUCCCGCAAGAGAGGUCUGUCCUUAUCGAGCACAUCCCCCACUCGAUCUUCCCCUCGUGUUCGCAAGCCAACCUUGAUGGCACUGAAUGAUACUCUCCCGAUUCUCUCUCCCUCCAGGAAAUCUCCACGGGUGAGCAGAAGUCCGACACCAAAACGCCGUUCUAUCACUAGCAGACGCAGCAGUGUAAAAGCACCUGUGAUGGCUGCGUCAAAUACUCCCGUUGCAACCGCCAGCCCUGCCAAGAAGCAGCGCCGCAGCAUCAGCACUGAACAGAAGGCUCUACAUGGAGCAGUCGUGCAUGUGGAUGUUCAUACCACCGAGGGUGAGGAUGCCUCUGGUAUCUUUGUAGAACUCUUGCAGCAAAUGGGUGCCCGGUGUGUGAAGUCCUGGUCCUGGAACCCUCGCUCCAGUCUCUCACCGGUUGAUGAUGUAGAGCCCAAGGACUUGAGAGUUGGCAUCACCCAUGUUGUGUACAAGGAUGGUGGCCUGCGGACUUUGGACAAGGUCAAGAAGGCAGCCGGUCUUGUCAAGUGUGUUGGAGUCGGCUGGGUUCUCGAUUGUGAACGGGAAAACCAAUGGCUUGACGAAACCCCGUACGCGGUUGACAGCUCUAUCAUCCCGCGCGGAGGUGCCAAGCGCCGCAAGAGUAUGGAGCCUCGUGCACUCAGCAAUGUGAACGGAACACUCGUGCGCAUUUCCGAAUCUCCCGCGCCAUCUGCUGGUGGACGUCGCAGUGGUGUCAACCCGGGUGCCGUCGAGGGUUUCCGCAAGAUCACACCUCCGACCCACCAGCAAGAGAUGCCAUCCACACCCCCACAACAAUCUUCUGCUGGUAGCUACCAAUUCCCCGCUACUCCUGGAUACAACUUUGCCAACCUUGAUGCCAUUGGCAUGUCGCCCGCUACACCGGGAUUCCUUGGAAAUCGCUCGAAGCUUGUCCAGCAAUCUUGCCCGCCAAAGCAGAGCAACCGAGGUCUCUUCCCGAGUACUAAGCCUCCGAGUAUCAUGCUGGAUGAUGGGCAAGAUGAAGAAUCCAGGAGACAGCGUCGCUUCCGUAUGGAGGCUGCUAGACGCAAGAGUCUUGUUUACAAGCCUGCUGUCGGCAGCCCUCUUGUCCCUUGA
Messenger RNA from Penicillium mononematosum, 4719 nucleotides. RefSeq lists its product as uncharacterized. The record is from RefSeq and is a predicted model, not a curated record. Lineage: Eukaryota; Fungi; Ascomycota; Eurotiomycetes; Eurotiales; Aspergillaceae. The transcript is spliced from 3 exons. The coding region runs from base 1 to 4719 and encodes 1572 amino acids. Gene Ontology annotation, biological process: mitotic cell cycle.